This is a messenger RNA of Aspergillus chevalieri, 1035 nucleotides long. RefSeq names its product putative fructosamine-3-kinase. The record is from RefSeq and is a predicted model, not a curated record. The transcript has 2 exons. Bases 1 to 1035 code for a protein of 344 amino acids. Lineage: Eukaryota; Fungi; Ascomycota; Eurotiomycetes; Eurotiales; Aspergillaceae.
AUGGCACCAGUCCCAGCAACAGUCCUCCGCGCCCUCUCUCUCCCCGACCCCUCCAAAGCCAGCCUCUCCACCUCAGGCCUAGGCUCCGGUUUCACCAGUACAGGCGCCAUCCGCGCCACAGUCCCCUCCCAAGAUGGAAGCGGCGAAGAAGAACGCCGCUACUUCGUCAAAACCUCCUCCGACGGCAAAGCCGCCGAGGAGAUGUUCCGCGGCGAAUACGAGUCCCUAAACGCAAUCGCAACCUCGGUACCAGGUUUCUGUCCGCGAGCCCUCGCCUGGGGACCACUGGAAGAACAGAAAGGGAAGGGCUUCUUCCUUGCGACAGAGUUUCUGGAUCUCGGUGGCGGGGGUAGGCGAACGGGGGCGUCUCUCGCGCAGAGGCUGGGGAGGUUACAUUCGACGCCUGCGCCUGUUGAUCCCGAGAGUGGGAAGAGGAGGUUUGGGUUCCCAGUUCCGACGUUUUGUGGGGAUACGAAGCAGCCGAAUCGGUACUGUGAUUCGUGGGCGGAUUUCUAUGCUAAUGAGCGCUUGAUGACUAUUUUGGAGGAAUCAGAGAAGAGGAAUGGGAAAGAUGCUGGGCUACGGGAUCUUGUUGAGCGGACGGCGAGGACGGUUGUGCCUAGAUUACUUGGUGAUGGCCAUUUGGGGUUUGAUAAGGAUGGGAACGGCGAGGGUAUUACACCUGUGGUGAUUCACGGGGACCUCUGGAGUGGGAAUGCAGCCAGUGGUAGCAUUGUGGGCAGUGGUCGUAAGGACGAUGAAGAGGGCGGGGAGGUUGUCUACGAUCCGUCCGCUGUGUACGGACACAGUGAGUUUGAGUUGGGAAUUAUGAACAUGUUUGGAGGCUUUGGGUCGACAUUCUUCAAUGCGUAUCAUAAGAUCGUGCCGAAGACGGAGCCAGUGGAAGAGUAUGAUGAUCGGGUGCGGUUGUACGAGCUAUACCAUCACCUAAAUCACCAUGCCAUCUUUGGCGCCGGAUAUCGCUCAGGAGCUACUUCGAUCAUGCAGAGGCUGAUUAAGAAGUAUGGGGAAUAG